AUGCCUGGAAAAGUCAUCUCGCCUUACAAGCAGGUCCCAGAGACUAAAGCUGAUCUCGACUGGGCCGAACUAGUGACCCUCGACCUCAGCCUCUUCGACAAACCUGACGGCAAACAGAAACUCGUCGACCAACUCUCCUACGCAGCUCAGCAUGUCGGCUUCUUCUACGUCAAAAACUUCGGCAUCAGUCAAGAAGAAGUCGACCGCCAAUUCGCCCUGGGACGGGAAUUCUACGACUUACCCUUGGACGAGAAACUCAGAUACUACAACCUUGCAGACCUGGAAAGUGGCGAAUACAAUGGCUAUCGUCCCGCAGGUCUGCGUCAACUGACCGAAACCAUCAAAGAUAACGUCCAAGUGUACAACCUCCCAAAAUUCGACGGAUACCAUAAACGACCCCAACCUCCCGUCCUUCAAGAUAACAUUCAAGAAAUUGAGGCUUUCAGUCGAAAAUGCCAUGACCAGGUCGUCGUCAAACUCCUCAAACUUUUCGCUAUCAUGCUAGAACUCCCCGACGAAGAUCAGCUGGUCAAAGACCACGAGUACGACGUCAAAGGCGAAGACCAUCUUCGAUACAUGCACUACAAAGCUCGGACUCCCGAAGAGAAUCGUCAAGUUGGGGAGUUGUAUUCUGCUGGACAUACGGAUUUGGGAAGUAUUACACUUUUGUAUAGGCAGCCUGUGGCUGCUUUACAGAUCUUGAAUUCCAAGGGUGAAUGGAAAUGGGUACGGCCGCAGGACGAGACGAUUACGAUCAAUAUUUGCGAUGCGUUGUCGGCUUUGACGGGAGGGUAUUUGAAGAGUAGUGUGCAUCGUGUUCAUGCUCCGCCGGAUGAUCAGGCUCAUGUGGAUCGUUUGGGUGUGUUGUAUUUUGCGAGACCUAAUAAUCAUGUCGUCUUGGAUCCGAUCAGCAAUAGCCCUCUACUCCAGAGAUUGGGAAUCAAGGACAAUGAUUUCACGAGCCUUGGUCAGCAUUUGACUGUGGAGGAGUGGGUGAAGAAACGUCAGGCUCAGCAGCAGAGGAGGACUAAGGCUCCGAAGAUUGAAGGCACGAAUUAUACUUAUGCUGAUAAGGAACUUGAGGUUCUCCCUGGGUAUUCUGCCAAGGUCUACAACUAG
Molecule: messenger RNA, 1119 nt
Organism: Pseudocercospora fijiensis CIRAD86
Lineage: Eukaryota; Fungi; Ascomycota; Dothideomycetes; Mycosphaerellales; Mycosphaerellaceae
Exons: 3
Coding region: 1-1119 (372 amino acids)
Molecular function (GO): dioxygenase activity
Source: RefSeq, a predicted model, not a curated record